Syngnathus acus (greater pipefish) is the source of this 3577-nucleotide messenger RNA. Its product is annotated as retinoic acid receptor gamma-A-like. Lineage: Eukaryota; Metazoa; Chordata; Actinopteri; Syngnathiformes; Syngnathidae. Gene Ontology annotation, molecular function: nuclear glucocorticoid receptor binding; RNA polymerase II cis-regulatory region sequence-specific DNA binding; zinc ion binding. The record is from RefSeq and is a predicted model, not a curated record. The transcript is spliced from 8 exons. Bases 376 to 1872 code for a protein of 498 amino acids. Gene Ontology annotation, biological process: retinoic acid receptor signaling pathway; cellular response to corticotropin-releasing hormone stimulus; regulation of transcription by RNA polymerase II. Gene Ontology annotation, cellular component: nucleus; transcription regulator complex.
GAGGGAGGCGGAAUGCAACAGGCUAAAGUCAGUCGUCGGCUUGAGAGAAACUUCACAACUUUUGAGUUCAUGGUCUGCUCAUUCUUGCGUUGACUUAUAUCCUUGUAAAAAAAAGUAGCCUCCCCCUCCCAGAACAAAAACCAGCAAGCAGACUGCCGGCCUCCCAUCAGACAUCUGACUAGUGGCCAUCGCCGUCACGUGAUUUCCAGGAGGCCAUCACAAGUCUCGCCUCCGCAUCCCAACUUGGGAGAAGCCAACACCUUGAGGUGCUGGCUGAAUGGCACCUGACCCUUUCGCUUUCCUCUGCGGCCCCUGACCACCGAGACGUGGAGAAAAAUCAGCUCAAAAUCACAGCAGUAGCUUUUUAGUGUUACCAUGGCAACCAACAAGGAGCAUCAACUGCGUCAUAUGGCGGGCUUCCCUCGCACCAUGUAUCCUUUCCCUUUCAAUGCCAUGAGGAGCCACUCCCCCUUUGACCUGCUGGCCAGCAGCAACCUUUUUGGCCGCUUUGGGGCAGACCUUCCGAAAGAGAUGGCAGCAUUGUCCGUGGAGACCCAGAGCACCAGCUCCGAGGAGAUGGUGCCCAGCUCGCCUUCUCCUCCGCCGCCGCCUCGCGUCUACAAGCCCUGCUUCGUGUGCCAGGACAAGUCGUCUGGAUACCACUACGGGGUCAGCUCCUGUGAGGGCUGCAAGGGUUUUUUCCGGCGCAGCAUUCAAAAGAACAUGGUGUACACGUGCCACCGAGACAAGAACUGCCAGAUCAACAAGGUGACUCGUAAUCGUUGUCAGUACUGCCGGCUGCAAAAAUGCUUCGAGGUGGGCAUGUCCAAAGAAGCGGUACGUAAUGACCGCAACAAAAAGAAAAAGGACGUGAAAGAGGAGGUGGUGCUGCCUGAAAACUACGAGCUGAGCGGCGAGCUCGAGGAGCUGGUCAACAAAGUGAGCAAAGCCCACCAGGAGACAUUUCCGUCGCUGUGCCAGCUGGGCAAAUACACCACAAACUCGAGCUCUGACCACAGAGUCCAGCUGGACUUGGGCCUGUGGGACAAGUUCAGUGAGUUGUCCACCAAGUGCAUCAUCAAGAUUGUGGAGUUUGCCAAGCGACUACCAGGCUUCACUACGCUAACCAUCGCCGACCAGAUCACCCUCCUCAAGUCUGCUUGUCUGGACAUCCUGAUGCUGAGGAUAUGCACGCGCUAUACCCCCGAGCAAGACACCAUGACUUUCUCGGACGGCCUGACCCUCAACAGAACCCAGAUGCAUAACGCCGGCUUCGGCCCGCUCACAGACCUGGUGUUCGCCUUCGCCGGGCAGCUGCUGCCCUUGGAGAUGGACGAUACUGAGACGGGACUCCUCAGCGCCAUCUGCCUCAUCUGCGGAGACCGUAUGGACCUGGAAGAACCCGGUAAGGUGGACAAGCUGCAGGAGCCGCUGCUGGAAGCGCUGAAGAUUUACACACGCCGCCGACGCCCCAACAAGCCUCACAUGUUCCCGCGCAUGCUGAUGAAAGUCACCGACCUGCGGGGAAUUAGCACUAAAGGUGCAGAGAGAGCCAUCACACUGAAGAUGGAGAUCCCCGGUCCCAUGCCGCCGCUCAUCAGGGAGAUGCUGGAAAACCCGGACGCUUUUGAGGACAGCAGCGACUCGGCGGAAAGCCCCGCACCGGCCGCCGCCGCAGCGCCGCCCGUCGUUCAGACCAUCAAGCAAGAGGAGAAAUCCACGUACGAGUCGGCGGUGGAGGAGGAAGAGGAGGAGGAUGACGACUAUUGGGACGAGGACAGGGAACGGCUGGCGGACAGUGACGCCGAGCCGUGGGGGGAAGCGGCUGCAGCGGCGACCAGCACAAACAAGAAAAGCGGGACAACGCAGUAGGACCGACACUCCCUUCCCUGGAAUCCUCAUCUUCACACCAUCAGGCUCUUAUAAAAGAAUUGCAAAGUUUACAGGGAGUGAGGGACAAAGCAAAAGCACUCAACAAGCGACUCAUUGUGGUCCGCAGUGACAGGAGGGAGGCGGGAGGGGGGGCUCACAAGGAAUGCCCCCCCUCCCCAGGAAAAGGGCUACGCUUGUAUAGAAAACAUCUCUUUUUUGGGGGGGUUACAGGAAAUGCUACUUAUACUUUCUUCUUGUAUGAUGUAUUGUCUCAGCUCUUUGUCUCAUUUCUUCAUGGCGUGUGCGUUUAUGCGCUUAAGUGAGACAUCGUGAGAGCAAGUCUCCAACUUUCAACGUCUUCCAGGGUGGUCAACGUCUUCCGAAAACAAGCAAUAGUGACUUUGGGAUCCUGAAUAGGGAUGGGAAUUCAGAAUGAGUGAUUUGAUUCCAGUUAUUUUGUUGCAUAUUUUCUCUUAUUUGCUCAGUUAACAUCUUGCAUUGUCAAAGUUGCAUCUUGUUUGAACCAAUCUGAAAAGUUGACAACCAGCAGUUGAAGACAGCAGACCAAUCCAGACCAAUUUUAUUUCAUUUGCUCAUCCACUGAAAAUGGAUAAACAAUUGAAUCCACAAAUGAAUCGCACUGCUAAACUUACGUCGAUUCCAAUCCCUGGACGUGAAAAAAAUGUGGUUCUAAAAUAACGAAACCGCUCGUGAUGUCAGCACGGAAAGGCUUUUGAGCCUUUUUUGAUGUCCAUCUUCAUGUCCUCACGCUCUUUGUGCUCACUAAUGGGACAACUUUGGCUUGAGUUGGACAUUAAGCAUAUCAAAUUUUAGUGCUCAGGCACCUUUCCAUGUCAGUACUCUUGCAUUGCAUAAUGAAGAGGACGCCAUUAAGCCAUAAAGACGCCCCAGCAGCCAUUAUGAACUUUUUACAUCAUAGCAAUCCUCAGGUGUUUUUUUUUUUUUAACUGUAUGAAAAAAAUAAUUGCAUUCUUUAACCCUGCAACCAUCUACAGUCAACCUCUGUUCAUUUUAAAAAACUUUGGUUUUCCAGCUAACACACACACACAUAGAACACAGUGGCUAUUUCUCUGCUGCCAAAUAAUGUUUCAUCAUACCAUCGCAGUUAUGUAUGGCCUGAAUGUAAGGAAUGUCAUCAAAGUAUUAAAAAUGUCAGGAGGCUUAAGACGAAUGUUACUUCACUUUGAAUGUCACUUAAACAAACUCAGUCCAAUGUUUUUGUCUGCAUUGUUAAAUGUCAUGGAAUAAGACCCGCAACAGCAGCAGCAAGAUCCUCCAGGGGCAAUAAAGUCAUUUCUUUUGUCUUUUUCCUGAACUUGAGCCAGUGCAAUAAAACAAAAGCCGCCUGCAAGGUUGACGGCGACAUCUGUACUAAAAAGUAUAAAUUCAGACAACUCAAAACAACUAUGGCUCAUUUAAAUUCCAUCGCCUUGAUGAUUGUGACAUUUUUUUGUAUUGUUAUAUGCAGAGAAUAUUUAAUGACUUUUAAAGCUCAAACCAUCUCAAUGUGUCUUUUUUUUUUUAAUAAUCAGCGACCUUCUCCAUUAUCUCCGUGUGGAGAGAUUUAAACAUCUCAUGAAUGGGCUCAUUUGUUGCUCUUGGUAUUAAAUCUAGAUGUAGUUUGCUUCUUUGGUUUGCUUGUUAUUUUGGCUGUAUUUUUGAUAAAAGGCCCUUUGUGUUUUCA